Miniopterus natalensis is the source of this 1189-nucleotide messenger RNA. Lineage: Eukaryota; Metazoa; Chordata; Mammalia; Chiroptera; Miniopteridae. The record is from RefSeq and is a predicted model, not a curated record.
AAGAGGGAGAGAGAAAGAAAAAAGAGAAAGAGAGAACGACCACAGGUAGUACUCAGAUUACUCUGCCUGUUCUGUUCUCUGUUGCAGACGGCUGUUCCUACCAUCUGACCAGGACGGUGCAGCUCUGCCAGCCACAGCACUGGAAUUUCCCAGGAGCAGGGGAGCAUGGAAUUUGCACUUUUCUGAGCAACUGAAGUGGAACAGGGAGCUUGUCUGUCCCAGGAGAGCACCAUGGAUGGCAAACCACCAGACAGGACUGGCAGCAAGCCCUCGAGGCCAGAAGACCCUUCUGCCACCAGGCUUCUUUCAAAUCCACUGAUGGGGGAUGUUGUGUCUGAUUGGUCUCCAGUGCAUGAAGCUGCGAUCCAUGGGCGUAUACUCUCUUUGAGGAAUCUCAUCAGCCAGGGUUGGGCUGUAAACAUCAUUACAACAGAUUGUGUGUCCCCACUCCAUGAAGCUUGUCUUGGAGGUCAUCCUGCUUGUGCAUCCAUUUUAUUAAAGCAUGGAGCUCAGGUGAAUGGCGUUACCACAGACUGGCAAACUCCCUUGUUUAAUGCUUGUAUCAGUGGCAGCCAGGACUGUGUGAAUUUGCUUCUGCAGCAUGGAGCCAGCCCCCACCCUGUGUGUGAUCUAGCAUCUCCCAUCCAUGAAGCUGCUAAGAGAGGCCAUGUGGAGUGCAUUGAGUCCCUUGCAGCUCAUGGGGGUGACAUUGACCAUCACAUCAGCCACCUGGGCACUCCACUCUAUUUGGCUUGUGAAAACCAGCAGAUAGCCUGUGCCAAGAAGCUUCUUGAGUCAGGAGCAAAUGUGAACCGAGGCCGAGGUCUGGACUCCCCUCUCCAUGCAGUGGCAAGGACAUCCAGUGGGGAGCUGGCCCGUCUACUCAUGGACUUUGGAGCAGACACCCAAGCCACGAAUGCUGAAGGCCAACGGCCCUUGGAUUUGGUGCCUCCAGAGAACCCCCUGAUCCAGCUCUUUUUGCAGAGAGAAGGGCCCGCCCCUUUGAUGCAGCUGUGCCGCCUUAGAAUCCGGAAGUGCUUUGGGAUCCAGCAGCAUCAUCAGAUCGCCGGACUCCUCCUCCCGGAGGAACUGAAACGGUUUCUCCUACACAUUUAAAUGUGUCAAGGCAAGCAUUAUUGAAUGCCGUCGCCACAGGAAUUUGACAAUAAAGUUGAGCUUCUAGAGCAUG